Anopheles funestus (African malaria mosquito) is the source of this 3535-nucleotide messenger RNA. RefSeq names its product protein slit-like. The coding region runs from base 751 to 1596 and encodes 281 amino acids. The transcript has 6 exons. Gene Ontology annotation, cellular component: plasma membrane. The record is from RefSeq and is a predicted model, not a curated record. NCBI's taxonomy places the organism in Eukaryota, Metazoa, Arthropoda, Insecta, Diptera, Culicidae. Gene Ontology annotation, molecular function: protein binding.
CGUGAAAAGCUAACUGCAACUGGCGUAUUUUAAUAAUUUAAUUAGUGAAUGAGAUUUGGUUGCACCAACCCUUGCGCAAUGCUUCUCUGUUAUUAAACGCAAAUUGCAUUAAGUUCUAGAGUUGGGUUCCAGAGUAACGCUCUACAAAUUUUUGCAAGUGAACAGAUGUGUUGCAUGGGACUUCUCACACCUUAAUUUUAUUCUCAAAUUGGUCAGUACUUUAUGGUGGUAGAAGUUUUGUUAUUGGAAAGAGCAAAAGUGCAUCAAGGGUAAAACUCAUGUGUUAAAAACAAAAAGACUCUGCCAUAGCAGGCAAAUUCGGCUCAGCAAGGAUUAGACCAUAUGUGCUAAUGUUUGCCCCAUAGUCAACGGUGCUUGAACCGAUUGUUACCGCGUGGUUUCUGGGCAUGGUAAAAGCCAUUUAUUGUGUGCUGUGCGUAAAGUGCUUUUGUUGUAAGUGCGAAAAUGUGCGAAUUAAAAUUAUAAUCAUCAUCAUUAAUUAAUUAUUUCUCGCAGGUGGAGCAUAGUGGCUAAAGUAAGCUGAGGAGCGAGAGUAGCUCUGGUUGCGUGUUGCAUAUAGAUUCAGUGUUCAGUGUUCGUUUCAGUGCAGUGUUGAAAUCUAAAUCUCAGGUGAAUGUGAUCGCUGGAAUUGGUGAACCGUGUUGCAAAGCGGAGGUGCUGCAUGAAGGAGACCCAUACGGUGUCGACAUUCGCAGCAGCAGCAGCAGCAUCAGAAGCGUCUAGGGCAACAUGAUGACCAUACGUAGGAUUUGGUCAGGACCUCAGUUUAAAAUGUUAAUGCUGCUGACCGUGACGGUUGUGUUGGCGUUGGUUGUGCCAUCCAACGAGGAACCGUAUGGUGGCGGCGGUGGAUAUUUUGGAGCAGAAACACGAUGUCCGCGACUAUGUGCGUGUACCGGCACGACAGUAGACUGUUCCCAUCGAGGAUUGACCCAGGUGCCCCGGAAUAUUCCAUCGGAGACAGAUAGACUGGAUCUGCAAGGCAAUAACAUCAGUGUCAUCUACGAGUCCGACCUGCAAGGAUUGGCGAAGCUGCGAAUACUGCAACUGACGGACAACCAUAUCUACACCAUUGAGAAGGACGCCUUGCACGAUCUGAUAUCGCUGGAAAGAUUACGGCUUAAUAGCAAUCGCUUAAAAUCAAUACCAGAUAAUUUUUUAUCCAGUGCCGCUAAUUUAUUACGAUUGGAUUUGUCACACAAUGCACUUACCGCCGUACCGAAGCGUGCGUUUAAGGGAGCACCAGCACUGCGUAGUCUACAGUUGGACAACAAUCAAAUCACCUGCCUGGAUGAAGGUGCCGUGAAAGGGUUGACCGAGUUGGAAAUACUAACCCUAAAUAACAAUAACAUCACCACGCUACCGCGCGACAUGUUUGCCGGAAUGCCACGCCUGCGGGCGCUGCGCCUUUCGGAAAACCCAUUUGCGUGCGAUUGUCAUCUUUCGUGGUUGGCUCGGUAUCUGAAGAAUGCAUCACGUCUGGCACCGUACACUCGGUGCCAUUCACCCGGCCAGCUCAAGGGACAGAAUGUGGCCGAUCUGCACGAACAGGAGUUCAAAUGUUCCGGUAAGUGAGGAUGACCAAACACGCCGUCAUAAUCCAGUUUCUGCUGGUGGAUCAAGGUGGAUCCCAUUCAAUGAUUGGCUGCUACUGGAAGUCCCACAUAAUUGUUGUUUAUUCCUAAGCGAAUGCACUGGGGAACUGACAUAUACGACCAACGAGUGUGUACUCCAACAUUGACCACACGCAAUGGCAUUGUUUUUGUGUCAUUCGUGUAGUGCACAGCUAGGAAGUCUUGUCUUACCUUUAUGAAAUCCAGCUCGAAUGAAACAUUGUUUACGGGUGUGGCUUUGGAGACUCCAGCAUAACCCAUGUUCACGUAUCGAUGACAAUACAUUAAUUGCCUUCGGUGUCCUUGAUGUUUUGCACUGGAUGGCUUUGGUACAAUUGUGUACAGUCAAUCAACCUCAAGAAGAAUUCGGAAUAAUCUAACUUUCAAUACCAGAGAACGUUUCAAAGAGACCCUACAAAGUGCAUACCUUUCUGAGUAAUUUUUUAUCGAUUGAUGACCAACCCUUGUUAUAUUCGCAUAAAUUAGCUACACUUUGUACUAUAAAACACGUGCAUAUUUUCCACUCAGUGUUUCGGUCACUGAAGUAAACUUAAGUAUGUUGUUUGACACGAACCAUAAAUUACCCAACAAUUGCUGGAAGCCCUCGGGAUAUUAACUCACGUUCUUAUAAAAAUGUGCCACCAUAAACUAAUUUCUCUUUUUAUUAUGCGACACACGCAAAUGUGCAACCUAUUUUUUCUCUUCUCUGUUCAUUAUAAUUAUGGUAGCGCACUGCAGCGGAGUACUCGGUAGUAUACAAACACGUCCGACACUUGGCGCGAAACCAUAUUAAACGUGCUAGGACACUCAUUCAUUUUUCCCACCAUUCUAAUGAAGUUUCGAACGACAACGACAUGGUACAUGGGUGUCAGUUUUUCCUUGUUUUUCGCUCACAAUCAAAUGCAAAUUGCAUUCAGAAAUAAUCUCAUUCGUGUCAUGUGGCGGAUAAAAACGGCAGCUUCCGGCAGAUGAGAUCGGAUGAGAGUAAAACGUGAAAAUAAAAAUCCUGCAGUAGAUUUAAACCAAUCAAAUCCACCACAAAGUGGUUCUGAUCCAAUGGUCAACAACGGUGCUAUCAGGCUGAACGCACGAUUUGUAAUUGCACGCAUUUGAAAGCAGGUCAAACGCUGGUUUCUGGCUGAACACUACUCAAAUGUGCCACGCCAUUGAGUGAUUGGGGAAGGUAAAUUUUACUGCAAAUGGGUCCAUCAAUUUUCUACGUACGCCUUGUCGUGCGCUUCCCGUGCAUUUCCUGCUGCAGGGGGGAGAAACUCAUAAAGCUUCAUGCACACUACCGUGCCGUGUCAUCAUCAUCAACACCAUCACCGAAAUGGUUGUGGACGUUUGUAAGAACCGCGAAAACCAGAAGCAAUCUGGACACCGCACCUGGUAUACACCCCGAGGACCAUGCAGCAGAACAUGGUCCGCAAUGGCAGGAUUCAUUUUCCGAGCCACUAUUGCACACACUUUCCAUGCACGUGACACUCAUGAAUAUGUAAAUGUUAAUUUAUGCCACCUUCGUGUAUGUGUGUCCGGCUGGUCACCUCAUAGGGAAAAGGGCCACGCAUUGGUUUGCGAAUUUCACACUUCAUACGGUGCUAACAGAUGAAAGUCUGGCCACGGCUUAGAAAUGGCACCACACAAAGCCCACCGUCACGCGUUUGGAUCAAUGAGAAUCAAAUUACUGGAAAAAUAAUCGCCCAUUCGACCGGUCCAAAAUGUUCCGACGGAGUUUGCCGACAUGUCUAGACCAAAGCAAUCGAUUAUGUCUCUUACAUUAUUCUAUGUUCAGUUUUAUUAUUUUUAUUUAUCAAUUGUGUGAUGCAGGAAUCUAUUGAAAUUACAGAAAUUAGUCUAUCCAGCAGAUUUCCAUCGCUAAAAAUCUACAUAAAUUACAGCUC